AUGUCGAGCAAUGCAACUGAACAACUUAAUACGAGCUCAGCCACAGCGACAUUCGAAUCUGCUGUAAUUUUUAACAUAGCAGUUACCGCAGCAACGUUCAUCUCUUUUGAUUUAAUAAGGAAAAGGAUUGCAAAAGUUUUUGAGCCGAGAACUUAUAUAGUUCCAGAAAACAAACGUUCUAAUCCAGUUCCUAGUGGGUUCUUAAAAUGGUUGAGGCCGACUUUAAAGACUCCUGACGAAGAGAUUGUAUCUAAGGCUGGAUUGGAUGGAUAUAUGUUUCUUCGUGUAAUUCGGACAUUUAUGAUAUUGUUUACUGCAUUCACAGCAUUGGGGAUUGGUUUGAUUUUACCUGUGAAUCGUAUCGGUCAAUAUGAUAAACCUGGACUGGAAAGCUUUACCAUUGGUAAUGUCAAAGACAAAGAGAGAUUAUAUGCUCAUGUGGUAGUAUGUUAUAUUUUCACCGCUGCUAUUCUUUAUACGAUGUAUCAUGAAUAUUAUACGUAUAUAAGGUUACGUAACGAAUUUCUCACAACACCCGAGCAUCGUGUAUCUGCACGUGCGACCACAAUUUUGGUCCUUGGUAUUCCUCGUCAACUUAAUAACACUGAAGAUCUAAAAAAUCUAUUUAACGUGUUUCCUGGGGGUGUGAAACGAAUCUGGAUUAACAGAGAGCCAGCUAGGUUGAUAAAUCUUACGAUUAAAAGAUUGAAAACAAUUAAUAAACUUGAAAGUGCUGAAACCGCAUUUCUUGAAAAGUAUUUAAAGUAUGUUGUAAAGGAUGGCGAAUCAGGACAGGACGUCGAAGAUGGAAACAAAAAUCCUGUGUCUCUGCGUCCAACUCACAAAACGAUUCCCUUGAUUGGUAAAAAGGUGGAUUCUAUCGAGACAUAUCGCGAAGAGAUUCAAAAGCUUAAUGAGGAAAUUAAAGAACAGCGGCAUAAGACAGAUACUUUCAAGCUGUUAAACUCUGCAUUCAUCCAAUUUAAUGAUUACAUUGGUGCUCAAUUAGCCGCAACCUUGACAAUACCACGAUUAACAGAAAUUUCACGAGAAGAUGUUAUUUGGGAGAAUCUUAAUUUUACACUCGUGUUUGUUGCAUCAAUUAGCACACUUUCCGAGUUAUCAAAGAUUAUUCCUUUCUUAACUCCACUUGUAAACAAACUUCCCCCAUCAGCAAUUGGGUUUAUUCAAGGUGUUCUGCCUGCUAUUGGCUUGGCAAUAUUGAUGGUAUUUUUGCCUAUCAUUCUGAGAGGACUUGUUACACAUUCUGGUGUUAUGCUAAGCUUGCAAGAAAAAUAUUUCUUUUUUCUGCUCAUUAAUGUUUUGCUAGUAACUGCUUCCGCAAAUGGAAUAUUUCAAGCUCUUCCAUCAUUUAUUCAAGCACCAACAAGCAUCGUAUCCAGUCUCGCACAAAAUCUGCCAUUAGCAUCAACAUUUUUCCUUACUUAUGUUCUCCUUAGUCUAUCUGCUGCUGCGAUGGAAGCUUUACAAAUUGGAAGUUUGUUUAUGUAUCUUUUCACUAAAAUGUUUCUUGCUAAGACUCCUCGUCAAAUUUUUUGUAAUGAAACAACUUUAAUAUAUAAAGAUUGGGGAGUCACUUUCCCUCCACAUAUUUUGAUGGCUUCAAUUGGUCUUGUUUACUCGGUGAUUCAGCCUUUAAUUUUACCAUUUACAGCAUUGCACUUUGCAUUAUUCUAUCUUGCAUAUCGGUACAAUUUUUUAUAUGUCUACGAUCAGAUCUAUGAAACUAAUGGCGAUCUAUUUAUACAUGCCAUGAAACAAUUUUUUUGGGGAAUAUUCGUUUUCCAUUUAACUAUGAUCGGUUUAAUGUUUCUUAAUCAAGCAUUCGCUGCUGGAAUACUUUUAAUUAUUUUGUUUGUUAUAACACUUGGUUUAAUCCUUGGUAUGAGACAUCAUUUCCAGCAUAACCCAAAAGCAGAAUUUUUACCCGCGGACUUAUUGGGCGUAAUCGAUAUGAAAACAAGAAAAAUUAUUAUUGACGGAAACUUUACAAAGUCGAUCUCUACUAUUACAGAAGAUAUCGAAUAUGAUGAAAAAGCUGAUAAAGAAUUCUCAGGAUCUACGAGUCAACAAAUUUCAGAAAAACCUUUAGCAGAUAUUGAUGACGAAUACAUUAACCCAAAUGUAGUUCAUAUCAAGCAUGGAGAUGUAGAUAAGGAAGGAAAUGCAAAUACAUAUUUGCAUCCGGCGCUGAUUAUUAAAAAUCCUUUAGUUUGGAUACCACAAGAUAGUACAGAAACGUAUAAAGAUGAAGUCAAAAGAUGUCGGGAAAGUGGGUUAAAUGCAACGAGUCAAGGUGCAACAAUAAAUAAAAAGUACAAAGUUGAAGUAGACAUUAACAAAGCGCCUAACAUUAAAGAUGAACUUUAUGUGGAAAGCGCAGAAAGUUGGGAAAAUACACAAAAUGUGACUGAUUAA
Messenger RNA from Dentiscutata heterogama, 2439 nucleotides. The record is from the annotation of a GenBank genome assembly. Lineage: Eukaryota; Fungi; Glomeromycota; Glomeromycetes; Diversisporales; Gigasporaceae.